Messenger RNA from Vespula pensylvanica (western yellowjacket), 4610 nucleotides. Its product is annotated as sodium-dependent neutral amino acid transporter B(0)AT3. Gene Ontology annotation, biological process: sodium ion transmembrane transport. The record is from RefSeq and is a predicted model, not a curated record. NCBI's taxonomy places the organism in Eukaryota, Metazoa, Arthropoda, Insecta, Hymenoptera, Vespidae. Gene Ontology annotation, cellular component: membrane. The coding region runs from base 687 to 2876 and encodes 729 amino acids. The transcript has 14 exons.
CUCGUACUGUAAGGAGACCCUCGCGCUUUUCUUCGUUUCACCCUAACAGGUCAGUGGUGAGCUUGCGACGAUACUUUUCGUCGGAAUACCGAUUAAUUCAUUUUUUUUACAUUAAUCACUUGCUUUUACAAUAUGAGAGUAUAUUCUUUCGUUAAGUUUUUUAAGUAAUGUAAAAAUUAUAGUGAAAACACUUUUCAAUAGAACACAUUCAAUAUAAGAGAUGAUUUUUUCGAAUGAUAAAUUCGUAGUCUCGUAGACAGUUCGGUUAAAAACGAUUCAAAUCAAUAAAACAUUGUAAAUAUAAUCGUGUAAAACUUAUUAAUUAUUCUUACGCUAAUGACGUCAGUGGUAUACCGAUACUGACUUGUAUCACCUGUGAAGGAUUGGCGCCCCGGAAAUUACGGACGGUCUAUUGAAAAUUUUAUUCCCCUCAAAAAUAUCACAUAAACAUACGUUCGCGCAAAGAGUAAUAGUUCUACGAUCCAUAUAUUGCUUAUUUGAUAAACAUUUAUUUUAUAUAUUUCAAGUUUUAAGUUAAAAGUUUGCUCUUCUUCUCAGGAAUGUCAACAUAUGGAUGGAGUACGUAGGUAUGCGUGGAAUAUCCGAUUGAUCCUCGUAAUACACAAUAAUUCUAAAAGGAUAACAGAAUAUAACGAGAGAAGACAAAGAAGACUGAAGAGAAAAAAAUGGCAAACACGGCGCAUUUAGUCCGUCGUCAAAGUUCUCGGGAUUUAAAGCCACAAAAGAGCGUCGAUAAGUUAGAAAUGAAAGAAAUGAGAGGUAGAUUAGUCGUGGACAAUCGUAAAAAUAUUACCAGUGUCAAUUACGGAGCUACGAAUGCAGCCUUCGAUGAUUCUAGUCCAAAUAAAAAGAAUAAACCGGUGAAUGAAGGUGGGGGUAAUAAAUUAGGGAGUAACGAAGGUAAAGGAAUUUUUCGACCAGAAGCUGGCGAGGACGAACGUGAAAAUUGGGAUAGUAAGCUCACGUUUCUUUUGGCUACUGUCGGUUAUGCCGUUGGCCUCGGAAAUGUAUGGAGAUUUCCUUAUUUAGCUCAAAAAAAUGGUGGAGGAGCGUUUCUGAUACCCUAUUUUGUUAUGCUGGCGAUCGAGGGUAUUCCUAUAUUUUACCUUGAAUUGGCUAUCGGCCAAAGAUUAAGAAAAGGAGCCAUCGGUGUUUGGAAUCAGGUUUCACCAUACAUGGGUGGUAUAGGUGUUAGUAGUGCCGUCGUUUCUUUCAACGUGGCCCUUUAUUACAAUACUAUCAUCGCUUGGUGCCUCUUCUAUUUUGUUCAGAGUUUUCAAUCUCAACUACCGUGGGCCGAAUGCCCUAAUAGAUAUUUUCAAAAUGGAUCUUAUGCACCGGAACUAGAAUGCUUGCAAAGUAGCCCGACUCAAUAUUUUUGGUAUCGGACGACUCUGAUGAUCUCUAAAGAUAUUAAUACUCCGGAGGUAUUUAAUUGGAAGAUUGCAUUGGCUCUAGUUAUCGCUUGGAUUUUGGUUUAUAUGUGUAUGAUCAAAGGAAUCGCAUCGUCGGGCAAGGUCGUUUACGUAACCGCUACGUUUCCAUAUAUCGUGUUAAUUAUCUUCUUUUUCCGAGGUGUCACUUUACCGGGAAUGUCAGAUGGAUUACGGCAUCUUUUUACACCGAAGUGGUGGACACUUACAGAUCCAGUAGUAUGGUUGGAAGCUGGUACUCAAAUAUUCUUUUCUCUUGGCUUGGCAUUUGGAGGUUUGAUAGCUUUUUCUUCCUACAAUCCAGUAAAUAAUAAUUGUUAUCGCGACGCGAUCAUGGUCAGCUUUACGAAUUGCUUUACCUCUAUGUUCGCUGGAAUCGUUGUUUUCUCUAUUAUAGGAUUUAAAGCCACUAUGGUUUACGAGGAAUGUUUGACGGAACGAAAUACAUUAUUAAUUAAUAUUUUCGGUACCGAGGACAAAAUACCCGAUGUUAUUCCCGACGCAAAUACGCUACUUAAUGUUACCACUGGAAAUGGUUCUUUGGACAAUUUAAUUAUGCCAAAAUUACCGGUAUGCGAUCUGGAAAAGGAAUUAGACAAUUCUGCAUCAGGUACUGGUUUAGCAUUUAUCAUCUUCACAGAAGCUAUUAAUCAAUUCCCUGGUGCCCAAUUUUGGUCGAUUUUAUUUUUCUUGAUGUUAUUUACUUUGGGUAUUGAUUCCCAAUUUGGUACUCUCGAAGGUGUCGUCACGAGUAUUGUCGAUUUGAAGCUUUUUCCCAAUCUACGGAAAGAAAUCUUAACAGGUGCAAUUUGUUUGGUGUGUUGUAUAAUUUCAAUGGCUUUCGCUCAUGGUGCUGGCAGCUACGUCUUCGUACUUUUUGACAAUUUCAGUGGAAAUUUUCCUUUAUUGAUCAUCGCGUUCUUCGAAUGUAUUGGAGUAUCUUAUGUGUAUGGCUUGAAAAGGUUUGCCGAUGACAUAGAAUUAAUGACGGGUAAUCGUCCGGGACUUUAUUGGUUGAUUUGUUGGAAAUAUCUCAGUCCUUUGGCGAUGUUAAGUAUUUUGAUUGCUUCAUUCGUUGAAAUUAUUAUGGAAGGGAGUGGUUAUCCAGCAUGGGUUUCAAGUUUAGGUACAACGGAAAAACAUGAAUGGCCAGUUUGGGCUCUCAUCCUUAUUGGUAUUCUUAUUCUUGCUUCCGUUCUUUGGAUACCUGCGAUUGCCAUUUGCAGAUGUUUUGGUAUUCUCAUAAUCGAUGACAAUGAAAAAGCCUGGUUCCCUGCAGCAGAUUUGAAAGAAUUUCACGGAAUCGUACCCCAUGAAGUUACCGCUGCUGAAACUUUAUUAUUCUGCAUAAGAACCGAUGGUACAGAAGGAUUAUGUUGUCCAACAGGUGGUCCUAGCGAUGAUGACGAGGAUCUCACCUAGGAAAGGUCUUAUUUGUUCCAUAUUAAUAUUCGUUUAAUUGCUUUCUAAUUCGAGAAACAGUUGUUUUUGUUAAACAAAUAAUCGAUAUAAUCAGUACUUACGAUUGACUGAUUCAAUGACAUCAGAAUUUUUAUUGAUUUAUUUUCAUUACUAAUCAUGUUUAAUUAUAGGAUUCAUCGAGUCAAUUAAUCUGAAAAUAAUAUGAAUUCUUGCAUUAUAUGAGAUAUAACAUUUAUACGACGUAUGAAAAUUGAUCCUUUUAUGAAGAUAUUUUAUCGCUACUGUUUCUCGUGAUUUUAAACAAUAUGAAGGUCCGCAAGUAUGUCAAUAUUAAUCAAGAGAAAUACAGAAAUCUGUUCGAAGUUUUGGAAGUUUACAAACAUAUUAGAUAUUAGGUAAGGAAAUAUACAGUACUUAUAUUAUUAGAAGCUAAAAAUGAAUACAAAUCGUCGUUUUCGCUGUAUUCGUAAUACGGAUAAAUGAAUGAAAACUUGAAUUUCAUGAGAAAAUAUCGUAAUUGUAUUUUUCGUACGUCGAAUGUAUUGCUAUUAAGCUUAGCAUUGUCUUCGACGUGUAACUUUUAUUUACAUAUUAAGAAAAAAAUGUAUUAUACUCGAAAUGCGAUGCAAUUUAUAAAUGUUUUAAAUGUUUCACUCUCUCAUGCAGUAUUUAUUAUUGCUUGUAUCAGACAGUAUCUAUCAAUGAUACUGGAUUCUAUAUUUUAAAUUAUUGAUAAAAAAAUAUUAAGUAUUAUAAUGCUUUUUUGUGUUUUAUCUACAAACUUCAAUGCUUUCAAAUACUAGAAUUGCUUUGUAUUUUUUAAAAGCAUCGUAUUCCGAAAAAGAACGUUUGAAAUUAAUCGUAAAUACGAAUGCUAGUGGAAAGAACAUAAACAUAUUAGUAUGUAUUGAUCUGUCGUUUUUAGAGAACCUGAUAUAUAUUUAGGUAUAUUCAAAACAGUUAUCCCGGAAACUUCGACAAUAAGAGUACAGCUUAUCAGUAAUAUCAGCAAUUGCACAUUUAUUGUUUAGCAAUUGCAAUUAAUGUGAGAUUUAAGAUUAGAAUAGGAGCCGUCCAUUCAAUAAGUUAAAAAGGGGCGUCUCCCAAGUUUUCUUUUUUCAUUUUCUGUUUUCGUAAAAUUUUAAACAACGCUACUUAGCCGAUUCUUUAUUCUGCCUGUCCCGACUAUUUCUAGUAAAUUUUUAUAUAAGGUUUUAACGAUACUAUGUGACGUUCUCAUAUUAACAAAAAAAAUUUAUCUUGUUAAAUGUGUGAAGUAAGUUUUAUGAUUCGUAUAUCAGAUAGAAAAUUACAUGUUCUCUCAUUAUAAGGAGAAGAAAUCAAAAGGUACAAAUUACUGUCGUUUACUUUUGAAACGAUAGUUAGAAAUAUCUACGUUCUUCGAUGAUCGCGAUACGUGCUUACUCUGAGUUUAUAAUAUCACGAUAUAAUAUUAUCGUUUAUAAUAAAAGAUAAGACAAAGUUUCAUUAAUAAUAAGUCUGGAUGGCAGAAAGAAUUGAUCGGCAGAAUUGGUAGCUUUAUCGCGUUGAAAGUAUAUCAAUAGUGAUAGAAAUGAAAAUGGAAACAACUGGCAUAUCGUGAUGGUACAUAUAAACCUGCUCUAUGUACGUAUGAUAAAAUUUAUUCAUGAUUUUAACGUGAUUCGUCAGUCGUAAUUGUAAGGCUUAAGGACAAUACGAAAUUAUGUAAUACCUCGAUAAGGGAUUUAUGAU